AUGUCUUCUGAUGCUCGUCCGAGUUCCCCUUCGCCAUCCGGCGUUGGACGUCGUUGUUGCUCGACUUGUCGGGUCAAGCUCCAGCGCAAGGACCAGCACUCCAGCUGCUUCGUGUGCCUGGGUUUGGGCCAUGCGGCGUUGAGCGCCACCUGCGCCUCGUGUCUCGCUCUCCCCAGGGAGGAGAGUGAACGCAGGCGCGCGUUCUUCGCCGCUACAGCGCCCCGUCCGGACCCCUCUCAGGACGAGGGGUCUGUGACUGACUGGGCCCCCCUCGACCUCCCACCCGUGCCCGCGGAGUGGGGUGACUGCGAGGACGGAGAGGUGUCGGAGGUCGGCUCUCUCUUCACGCUGGACGAGGUGGUGUCCAACCCGGAGCCGGACCGCUUCCCGCUGGACCACAUGCCUGGGCUCUACUCCACGGCGGCGGCCAUCAUGGAUGCCCCCCUGCCACCGCAACCGAACCAGAGGGUGGAGGACUUCACCUCUGGUUACGCCACCACUCGAGGGAGGAGGAGAGCGCAGCCCACGUUGUGCCCGCGUAUGGAUCCGAUCGUCCAUUACGCGACACGCGAGGACCACUUCAGCAGCGAUCUUGCGCAUGUGCCAGGCGCUAGCUGUCGAUGGCGGCCGCACGAUGGCAGCAGCACAAGUGGGGGCCAGACACCUCUGGCUGGGAACCUCAGAGAGGCGGAGAACAGGCAGCUGCUGGACCUGCCCAUCUCCCAAACGUCACUCUUCGGUCCGGAGAUGCAGACGCUGAUAACGAGGCUGGACACCGCAGCUAAGGACUCUGCUAGCCUGGCCCAGCAUCUAGCUGCGAGACGCGAGGCCCGCCCACCAGUGCGGAGCCGAGACAGAGGCAGGGAGCGCUCGCCCGGCAGGCGCCCCGGACCAUAUCCACGCUCCGUGGUUCAUCGUUCCCCAGCGACGAGGCCCCCGGGCCCAGACAGGCACACGGGAGGCUCGCGGGACCAACGCACCCACCGACGACCUCCCUAUGGCAGAGGAGGUCGGGGUGGGAAGAAUUCUUUCAAUAAAAGCCGUGCGGCAUUUCAUCAGUACUCGCUGUCUGAGUCUCAUUUGGGGGUAUGUAACAUGUCAAAUGAUUUGAAUUCUGAUUGUGUUACUUCUCGAGCAUAUAACGUGGCUCCGCUAGGCCUGCAGCCCCCAGAGAAGGGCGUGCAGCGUGCUAUGCGGGCCACGGGCUCCGAUUCACGGGUUCAUGUUUUGCCCUCCCGGAGAGAGGGCAGGCGGAGGGAUCUGGUAAGUGAUAAUGUGUGUGCUCCAGCCGAACGCGUGUUAGCAUCUCUGAGCUACAAGGCUAACACGGGGUUUCCCACUCCAGGGGCUCGUCCCCCCCUCCAUGAGGCAAGAGCCAAGGGGGGGCACAGCAGCCGUGUCACGUGUGGUGAGCAGAGCUACAAGGCUAACACGGGGUUUCCCACUCCAGGGGCUCGCCCCCCCCUCCAUGAGGCAAGAGCCAGGGGGGGGCACAGCAGCCGGGUCACGUGUGGUGAGCAGUCCCGUACUUAUGACGUCGGGCCUGCAGAACACGUGACCGCCCUCGGCGCUCACGAGGCACUACAAGCGGAGGUCUCCUCUCUGCUGAGUCGAGGCGCAGCAGUGGAGGUAGACCCGCAGGACGCCACCAGGGGGCUGUACUCCCCCUACUUCUUAGUGCCAAAGAAAUCAGGCGGGGUGCGUCCCAUUCUGGAUCUGCGCGUGUUAAACGAGUGCAUUUCCAAACGGCAGUUUCGGAUGCUGUCCACAAAGCAGCUCCUCGAGUGUGUCAGGGAAGGAGACUGGAUGACAUCCAUAGACCUGACAGAUGCGUACUUCCACGUGCCCAUAGUGCCAGAACACAGGAGGUUUCUGCGCUUCGCAGUGGGAGAGAGGAAUUACGAGUACUGCCGUCUACCCUUCGGGGAAGUGGCCCUGAGCCACACGCACUGGGUCCUGUCCCACAUACAGCGUCUGGGCUUUGUGGUGAACAGGGAGAAGAGCAAGCUGCAGCCAGCCCAACGCAUGGUUUAUCUCGGUCUGCAGCUAGACUCUGUGAUAUUCCGUGCUGCAUUGUCCGUGGACAGACGGAUGAAUAUUACCCGUCUGGCCCGGGAGGUUCUGGCGGGCCCCAGAGUCCCCGCUCGGCGCCUCAGGUCCCUGCUGGGAAUGAUGGCAGCGGCUCAUGCUGUGGUGCGGCUAGGCCUGCUCCACAUGAGAAAUUUUCAGAGGUGGUUCUCGCGCCUCAGGCUUCACCCCUCCCGGGACGGGGGGAGGCUGAUCUGGGCUCCCCAAGGGGCAGCAUCGGACAUCAGGUUCUGGCUCACUCCGGGUCUAUUGCGGGACGGAGUGACUCUGGCCUGCGCCGUGUCUCACGUCGAGGUGUUCACGGACGCGUCGCUCGAAGGAUGGGGCGGGGUCCUCGGCCAGAGCUCUGUAGGAGGCUGCUGGUCGGACUCAGCCCGUCACAUCAACCUGCUGGAGAUGGAGGCAGUGCACAGGUGGUCUCCUAUCUGA
Knipowitschia caucasica is the source of this 2517-nucleotide messenger RNA. NCBI's taxonomy places the organism in Eukaryota, Metazoa, Chordata, Actinopteri, Gobiiformes, Gobiidae. The record is from the annotation of a GenBank genome assembly.